This is a messenger RNA of Octopus bimaculoides (California two-spot octopus), 4679 nucleotides long. Its product is annotated as epidermal growth factor receptor. The record is from RefSeq and is a predicted model, not a curated record. Gene Ontology annotation, cellular component: signaling receptor complex; basal plasma membrane; plasma membrane. Gene Ontology annotation, biological process: cell surface receptor protein tyrosine kinase signaling pathway; neurogenesis; multicellular organism development. Gene Ontology annotation, molecular function: transmembrane receptor protein tyrosine kinase activity; ATP binding. Lineage: Eukaryota; Metazoa; Mollusca; Cephalopoda; Octopoda; Octopodidae.
UAACCAAUCAGAAUCGACCGACUUCACACAGUCCCACCAACCGACCGACUGAUGGACCGACCCGCCAGACAGAUGUAAUUAGCUUCAAAUCGAAAUGGACUAACAAAAAAAAGUUUUAUUAGCGUCAACUACCGAUGGAUGUAAAAGUAUUCUUCUUCUUUCUAUUUGGACUUAAUGAAAUAUUGCAAGGCCCCAGCUGUUGCAUGGCCACAGUUUGCCGUGGUACAAGUCAGAAGCUGACGCAUUCUGGCUCAGCAAUGUUCAGAUAUGAUUCACUACGGAGAAAAUACACGAACUGUACAUAUAUUGAAGGCAACUUGGAAAUUGUUUUUCUCAAUAACAAGUCAAUUAAAUAUGACUUGUCAUUCCUAGAGACUAUCAGGGAAAUUACUGGUUAUGUUCUAAUAAUUGACGUUUAUGCGGACUACAUCCCCCUAACUAAUCUUCAGAUUAUACGCGGAAGGGAACUUUUUAAACAUAAAGAAAGUGACUACAGUUUAUUUGUAGCAAGUAACUACGAAAGAGGAACUAAAAAAGUUGGUCUGAAGGAACUACGUUUCAAAUCACUUGGAGAAAUCCUAAAUGGAAAAGUUGCUUUCAUGAACAACAAUUUGCUGUGUUAUGAAAUGACCAUUAAUUGGACGGAUAUUAACCCAACAUCGGAUCCUCCAGCUGAAUUUUUCUUUGCUUCUGACUUUGACAGACGAAAAUGUAAACCCUGUCAUCAUAGCUGUUACCAUAAUAGCACAAACAAGCUGAAUUGUUGGGGUGCAGGACCAGACAUGUGCCAAAAAUUAAGCCAGGGUGCUGUGUGCAGUGCUUCCUGUGACAACCGGUGUUUCGGUAAACUACCAAACCAAUGUUGCCAUGCUGAAUGUGCUGGUGGAUGUACUGGACCCAAGAAUACUGAUUGUUUGGCUUGUCGAAGAUUCAAGAAUGAAGGCGAAUGUGUUGCUUUUUGUCCUCCUAUGACAAAAUAUAAUGCCGUUACAUUUGAGAUGGAAAAGAAUCCAAACUACAAAUAUUCUUAUGGAUCUCUUUGUGUUAAGAAUUGUCCAAGUCACAUGUUGAAAGAUGAUUCUGCUUGUGUAAGGAAAUGUCCUCCAAACAAACAAGCAAUCAACAACACCUGCGUACUGUGUGAAGGAGUUUGUCCAAAAACUUGCAAUGGAACUAAAAGUUGGUUGAAUUCAAAAAACAUUGCUUCUUUCAAAGACUGUACCAUUAUCGAAGGCAAUUUAAUUAUGUUAGGUGUAACAUUUAAAGGGGAUCCCAGUUUUCUAAUUAGGCCUCUAGUUCUGAAACACCUUGACAAUUUAAACAGCGUGCAAGAAAUAACUGGACGUUUCACCAUACAGGAAAGUCCUGUGGAACUAAAGAAUCUCUCCUUCUUCAAAAACUUGGAAGUCAUUGGUGGACGAAACGAAGCUGUCCUAGGAAAAUCCCUUUUUAUUUUGAAGACACAACUUGAAUUUCUGGGGUUGACCAAACUAAAACAUAUCCGCAAUGGCAAUGUGGUAAUCAAGCAUAAUGAUAACUUGUGCUAUGCUGAAACCAUAAAGUUCAAUUCAAUAUUUACAUCUCCCGGACAGAAACCGUAUGUCUCUGAAAAUGGUAACAACUGCGAAAACAAGACAUGUGAUCCUCAAUGCAAGAAUGGAUGUUGGGGUGCUGGUCCUGAACGAUGCUUAGAAUGUGCCAAUUACCAUAUUCAUAAAGCAGCUCCUUGUAUUGCUUCUUGUUCCAGUGUGCCAUUACAUUAUGAUGCUGGCAAUAAAAUAUGCAAGAAAUGUCAUCCACAAUGUGCCAACAAUUGCACUGGACCUGGAGAACAUGAAUGUGACAGCUGUUUAAAAGUACAACAUGGUCCUAACUGUAUGAGUCACUGUCCACCAAACAUGUUUCCAAACCAAAAAAAGAUUUGUCAAGUAUGUCAUAUCAACUGUGAUGACGGAUGUUCUGGCCCAAGUUCUGAACUAAAAAUUGGUGGUUGUAAUAGCUGUAAAAUUGGACUCCAGCAGAGUGAUGGCAGAGUUUUAUGUUUUUCAAAGGAAAGUUCUGAAUGUCCUGAUGGUUUCCAUCCAACUUACAAGAAUAAAAUGAAACAAAUGAAUGGCAAAAUUUUAUGUGUUCCUUGUCAUAAAGAAUGUGAAACGUGUUUUGGUGAAGGGAAUUAUUCCUGCAGAAAAUGUCGCAACUUUAAGAUGAAGCCAUACUGCACAAGCAAAUGUUCGAACAACUAUUUUAGUGAUAGAGAACAGAUGAAAUGUAUUGAAUGCCAUAACGAGUGUUUGAAUGGCUGUCAUGGUCCUACAUCAUCUGACUGUGUUGCCUGUCGCAAUUUAAAGAUUUAUUUAAACAACAACCAAACUAUGUUUAACUGCACGGCAGUCUGUCCAUUAUUUAAGCCAUAUUCGGUACAAGAUGAAGAGCUGAGAGGUCGUACUGUCUGUGUUGAUGACAGCCAUCCUGUGAUACUUGCAAGAAUACAAGAAAAACAGAAGAAAACCAAUUAUAUCAUCAUUGGUGCCGUAAUCGGAGUACUUAUGAUAGUUUUCUCUACUGGUUUUGCAAUCUAUUACUCCUGUAAACGAAGGCGAGAAAUAGCAGCUGUUACCAAAUUAAAUGCUGCAAUGCUAGGUUAUGAUGAAAACGAGCCUCUCAAUCCAACUGAUAUAAAACCUGAUUUGGCCCAACUUCGAUUAAUUAAAGAAUCCGAACUUAGAAAAGGUGGCAUAAUUGGAUCUGGAGCAUUUGGAACUGUCUAUAAGGGAUUCUGGAUUCCUGAUGGAGAAAAUGUGAAGAUUCCUGUUGCAAUCAAAGUUCUCCAAGAAGGAACAUCACCAAGCCAGAAUAAGGAACUGUUAGAGGAAGCUCGAGUAAUGUGCUCAGUUGAUCAGCAAUGUUGUAUCAGAAUAUUAGCUGUGUGUAUGACUGCUCAGAUGAUGUUGAUUACACCCCUCAUGCCACUCGGUUGUCUGCUCGAUUAUAUCCGCAAAAAUCAGAAAGCUAUAGGAUCCCAAGUUCUACUCAACUGGUGUACACAGAUUGCUAAGGGUAUGGCUUAUUUAGAGGGCAGAGCCAUUGUCCACAGGGAUUUAGCAGCUAGGAAUGUUUUAUUGCAAACUCCUAAUCAAAUAAGGAUUACAGACUUUGGUUUAGCCAAAUUACUCGACUAUAAUGAAGAAGAAUACAUAGCUGCUGGUGGCAAAAUGCCAAUUAAAUGGUUGGCUCUUGAGUGCAUCCAGCACAGGAUAUUUACUCAUAAAAGUGAUGUAUGGAGUUAUGGGGUCACUGUCUGGGAGUUGUUUACGUAUGGCCAGCGACCCUAUGAAAAUGUCCGAGCAGCACAUGUACCAGACUUGCUAGAGAAAGGAGAACGUCUACCACAGCCAAACAUUUGCACAAUCGAUGUCUACAUGAUAAUGAUUAAAUGCUGGAUGUUGGAUGCUGAAAGCAGACCCUCUUUUAAUGAAUUAGAGGUUGAAUUUGGUAAAAUGUCAAGAGAUCCUGGACGCUAUUUGGUCAUUGAAGGAGAUAAACUGAUGCGACUUCCAAGUUUAACAUACGACAAAAGGGAUUUACUCCAGAGUUUAAGUUUAGUGACUGAAGGUCCCGAAGAACUAGUAGAAGCAGAAGAUUAUUUGAUGCCACAGUCAUCUCAAGUAGCAGCAGAUGGCAAUGGAGACAAUAAUAAUGAUGGUACAAAGAUAGCUUCAGGAAAUUCUCCAGAAGAUGUCUUUCACCCAGAUGUCGGCAUUGAAAAACAAAAUGAACUUGAUAACAGACGUCGAGAAAAACGUUAUGGCCAUCUUGAAUCAGCAGCAGCCGCUCGACAUCAACGACAGAUGGAUCCCAAUCGCGGCCAUUUAGACAGCAUUAAUUCUCGUUAUAGUACCGAUCCUAUUAAAUAUUCAAGAGACAGAGAUGAUAUCAUUGAAAUUGAUCCAAACCACAUGAUGGGAAUUCAACCCAAACUGGCUCCUUCUGCACCAUUCCAUACCUCACGUCAGUUACCUGUUGAUGAAGAUGAUUACCUUCAACCAAAGUCAGUGAAUCCAGCAGCCUACAUUGAUAUUAAUGGUAGCACAGAUUCUUACAAGAAUAAUUAUGAACCAACAAAUGAUGAAUUAAUGAAAGACAUACUUGGAGCUACCACGAUGGCUUCUGUAGAAAAUCCUGAAUAUUUUGAACAGAACAAUAGAAAUGUUUCCAUUCCUGGUGUUGGCAACAAUUUUCCUUGGAAAGACGGAAAUGGGGUUACAUACUACAAUGAUAUAUCUAAAUUGGACAAAACACAUCAAGAAUUUCAGCCUUUAAUAAUUGGUGAUGUCAACUCAGAAACAAGAGUGUGAUUUAUGAUUGAAGACUUAUGACUGUAGCCAUUAGUAGUGGCCACAUCAACAAAAUAUUUUGUUCAUGCUGACAUUAUCCCUAACCCCUUGAUGUCAGUUAUUUGAAGCCCUGUGUUUAGCAAACAAACUGGAUGGGCAAAUUAAAACUGGAUUAUACCAUCAAGAAUUGGCCAAUUCUUAAAUAUAAAUGGCAUAAUUUGAAAAACUAUCAUCCUUCCUCUUGCACUUGACAACCUGUAUCAAGGUGGCGAGAGCUGUAGGGACUUGUUUGUAGAUUUUGACUUUUUGUAGUAAAAGAAUUAAAAAUAACUAAAAAAAAAAAAA